CAAAUACCGUCGACGACCCUGUCCUUUUCAACUACCAAGGACAGGCAGGAAUACUGAAGAAAAAUAUCAAACCCUCCUUUCCGAGCAAACAUCUCAAACACUGCAUUCUCGACUUCCUGGCAAAUGAGACUACAAACCUCCGUCCUCCACAACUACAGCUACAGACAACAAAAGAUAUGACAAUAGUCAACGGCCACAACAACCGAAGAAGGUCUUCACUGUCGGGUGAACCGUCAUCACGCCGCGAUGCCCAAGUCUCUCAAGAUGCCGACGUCCUCGCCACGCUCGGACACACCCAGGAACUCCCGCGCCAGUUCAACCUAUGGAGCAUGUUGGCGCUCGCCUUCACGGUCCUGGGGACCUGGUCGACCCUGGCGCAGAACCUCGCCUCAGGCCUGACCGCAGGCGGGCCCGUCAGCAUCCUCUGGGGUCUGGUUCUGGUGACGGCGUGCAACCUCUGCGUGGCUGUCUCGUUGGGCGAAUUGACCAGUGCCAUGCCCACGGCUUUGGGACAGGCGUACUGGAUCUUCCGCAUCCUCCCUACCCCGACGGGCCGGUUCAUCUCUUACAUGUGUGCCUGGAUCAAUACCUUCGGGUGGUGGACUUUGACCGCCUCCCAGACGGCCUUCAUGACCAACUUUAUCCUCGCCAUGAAGUUGCUGUUCAGCCCCGACUGGGCGGGCGCCCAUCACUCGUGGCUCUCGUUCCUCAUCUACAUCGGCCUCACGGCGCUGUUGACCGUGGUCAACAUCGUCGCCUGCCGUAGGGACCGCGUGUUACCCUGGAUCAACAACGUCGUCGGCGUCCAGUUCACCGCGUUGUUCCUGGCGUUUGCCUUGGCCCUGCUCAUUUCCGUCGGCGUCAAGGCCGGAAUGGCCUACCAGUCCGGCUCGUUUGUGUUUGGGACCUGGAUCAACAACACGUCCUGGCCGAGCGGGGUGGUAUGGUUCACGGGCCUGAUCCAGUCCGCGUACGGCCUGACGGCCUUUGACGCCUGUAUACACAUGGUCGAGGAGCUUCCGGCACCCGGCAGGAACGGUCCCCGGAUCAUCUGGCUCUCGGUCCUGAUCGGUGCCGUCUCGGGUUUCUUGUUCAUGAUGGUCUGCCUGUUUUGCGUCCAGAGUGUCGAAGGCUUGACCGGUGCGAGCCUGCCGUUCGUCGAGUUGUGCCUCUCGACCAUCGGCCUCACGGGCGCGGCCGUCCUGUUGGCGUUUUUCAUCGUGAAUGGCGUCGGACAAAACGUCAGCAUCAUGACCACGGCCAGCCGAUUGACCUGGGGUUUCGCCCGGGACGGCGGGUUACCCUGGCACAAACAACUCGCCGUCGUGAGCGAUUACUGGCGGGUCCCCACUCGAGCGCUGUGGGCUCAGGGAGUCCUGAUCGGCAUCGUCGGGGUUUUGUAUUUGUUUGCAAACACGGUCUUGCAGGCGAUCCUGAGCGUCAGCACCAUCGCCCUGACCAUCUCUUACGGCAUACCGAUUGCGGUACUGUUGAUCCAAGGGAGAGACAAAUUACCCGUCCAGGGAGAGUUCAGGCUGGGUAGAUGGGGACUCGCCGCCAACAUUGUCAGUCUGGUGUAUUGUGUCGUCACCACGGUGUUUUUCUUUUUCCCGAGCGACCCCAACCCGAAACCCGCCAACAUGAACUGGGCCAUUGCGGUCUUUGGGGUCAUGUUGGUGAUUGCACUCGGGUUUUGGUUCGUCCAGGGUCGACGCUCCUACCUCAGGACCGAAGAGGCCAUGUUGAGGAGUUUGGUCAGUCAGGCUGGACAAGAGGACGUUCUGGGCACCGUCUGUGUGGAGGAUGCUGAUGCCCGUGGUGGCGACGGCGAGUCGAUCAAGAUUAGAGAUGAGACCGUGGAGGCUCAAACGACCAUAGAUCGGGAAGAUAGAAAGCAUAUAUAG
This is a messenger RNA of Exophiala oligosperma, 1904 nucleotides long. RefSeq lists its product as uncharacterized. Gene Ontology annotation, biological process: amino acid transport; transmembrane transport. Gene Ontology annotation, molecular function: transmembrane transporter activity. The coding region runs from base 177 to 1904 and encodes 575 amino acids. Lineage: Eukaryota; Fungi; Ascomycota; Eurotiomycetes; Chaetothyriales; Herpotrichiellaceae. Gene Ontology annotation, cellular component: membrane. The record is from RefSeq and is a predicted model, not a curated record. The transcript has a single exon.